UCGAUCCCCAGACCGAGUCAGAUCGGCAAACGGUUAGCGGACAAUAGCAGACGCGUGCCACGAGACAAAAUACCGGGAGCCAAAUAUACACCAACGCUAUUAAUCCGAUUUUAAUCAAUUUGCAUACAUACUCCGACUUAAAAGUAAAAUAUUGCAAGAAAAUAAACUGGUUUAAAAUUGACAAGCCCAUCAUCUGACGCUGCAGCUACUAUUGAUCAUCUUUCGAGUCCACGCGAUUCACGCAAAAUAGAAACCUUUCAGUCGUCCCGAUCAUAGAUUCGUUUGCUUGUUUGCCAUUUUUCCUCGUUAUCGUUUAUUCUCGCUACACAUUCUGCAGCAAUUAACGACGAGAGAGAUACCGGUAGCAAGCAUCUAAAACGUGAAACAGUGUGAAAGUCAUCUUCGAUCCUUCGAUAUUUUUUAUCGGAGAUACAGACACCAAGUGCCGUUGACGUGUGAAAUUUCGUAGAGAGGAAAAAGGAAAUCGUACAGGAAGGAAAAUGCCUGCCCUAGCGUUCAGCACGACAACCUACUUCCUCAUCACCAUCACCAUGGUCGCUGUGAUCCUGGUAUUCUUAGACUACCUGCGAUCCCGAAAACCCGUGAAGGGCAUCGUGGACAUGGAAACGCCGCUGCUUCCCGAGCCACCAGGACCAAAACCCUGGCCGAUCCUGGGCUCCCUCCACAUUCUUGGACGCUACGACGUGCCCUACAAGGCGUUCGCCGAUCUGGCGAGGAUCUACGAUAGCCAAAUAAUAAAACUAAGGAUGGGAUCGGUUCCUUGCGUCGUGGUGAACGGCCUGGAGAACAUCAAGGAAGUCCUGAUCGCUAAGGGUGCGCAGUUCGACUCGAGACCAAACUUCGCUAGAUACCACCAGCUAUUCUGCGGGGACAAGGAGAACUCGCUUGCCUUCUGCGACUGGUCCGAGGUCCAGAAGUCCCGGAGGGAGACCCUCAGGGCGCACACCUUCCCCAGGGCGUUCACUGCCAAGUACGACCAGCUUAACUCCAUCAUCGGACAGGAGGUUGAGUGCUUGGUCAAGUACCUGAACAUCGAGAGCUCCCGGGGUUCCGGCGCUGUGGCCGCGAAGCCGCUGAUCCUCCACACCUGCGCCAACAUAUUUACCAACUACUUUUGCUCGAAGAGAUUCGACCUGGACCAUUCGGAAUUCCGCGGGAUGAUAGAGAACUUCGACAAAGUGUUUUACGAGGUAAACCAGGGAUAUGCGGCCGACUUCAUGCCCUUCCUGAUGCCCCUGCACCAGCGAAAUAUGGCCAGAAUGGCCAACUGGAGUCACAAGAUCAGGCACUUCGUCGAGAGCAAGGUGAUCGAGGACAGGCUUGAGUCAUGGACCGAUUUUGUGCCGGAAAACGACUACGUCGACUGCCUCGUUAACCACGUGAGGUCCUUCGCCGAGCCCAAGAUGUCCUGGGACACAGCGUUAUUCGCCCUCGAGGACAUCGUCGGCGGACAUUCGGCCGUUGGUAAUCUCCUCGUAAAGGUACUCGGCUACCUCGUAGCCAAUCCCCAAGUCCAGCUGAGGGCACAGGCCGAGAUCGACGCCGUAGCUGCCGUGGAUGGAUGCCAAUCGGUUGGACUUGAGCAUCGUGGUUCCAUGCCGUACACCGAGUCCAUAGUCCUGGAGGCGAUCAGGCUGAUCACUAGUCCGAUAGUGCCUCACGUUGCGAACCAGGAGAGCUCAGUAGCCGGGUACAGAGUCGAGAAGGGUUCGCUGAUAUUCCUCAACAAUUAUGACCUCAACAUGUCCCCCGAGCUCUGGAGCGAACCGACCGAGUUCAAACCCGAGAGGUUCGUCGUGAGUGGCAGGAUAUGCAAGCCUGAGCACUUUCUCCCGUUCGGCGGUGGCAGGAGAUCAUGUAUGGGUUACAAGAUGGUACAGUAUCUCAGUUUUUCGAUAUUAGCAACGGUAUUGAAAAACUUUACCAUACUGCCGGUCGGCGGUGAGGUGUACAAGGUGCCCAUCGGCAACCUAGCCUUACCCGAGAACUCUUUCAGCUUCCGUUUCCAGCGGAGAUAACUUUUACUGGAUUGUUUCUUUACACUACCCGAGAUACCGGGGAAUGACAGGAUUGAUUAGAGAAAAGUUAUAUCACCGGAAUUAGAUCACCCCUACACUCGUUUAGGUUUCAAGCUUUACUGACAUUAUUAGUCAUUCAAGAAUACAUAUUCGUAUCUGUCUAAACGAAAUAUAUACAUAUACAUAUAUAUAUAUAUAUAUAAUAUAUAAUACAUACAUAUUAGAUCUACAGUAUGUGUAUACGAUAUGUAUACUUGACGAGGUAGAACGGUAGCGUUAUUCUCAAAUGGAAGGAACAAAAAAAAAACCCUCUCGUUUUGUACGUAUACAAAUUGUCGAUACAGUUUGUACUCUGUUAUAUUAUCAAUCAUUUUGCGGUGUCCUCGAGGGCAAAAUUGUAAAACGUUGAAAGAUGUUUUCCGUUUAUUAGAGUUGCAAUUUCCGAUUAUGUGUAAAGUUUUAUUCUAGCAAAGGUUUCUGUUUCUCUCUCUCUGUGUCUCUCUCUCUCUCUCUCUCUGUCUCUUUCUAUUUAGGUUUAUUAAAAAAAUAAACAAUAUACAUGGUCACCCAAUUAUUCGAUCGGCGAUUUUCAUUAUUGUAUAUAAUACACUUGAACCACAA
Messenger RNA from Neodiprion virginianus, 2660 nucleotides. RefSeq names its product cytochrome P450 307a1-like. Gene Ontology annotation, molecular function: monooxygenase activity; iron ion binding; heme binding. Lineage: Eukaryota; Metazoa; Arthropoda; Insecta; Hymenoptera; Diprionidae. The record is from RefSeq and is a predicted model, not a curated record. The coding region runs from base 501 to 2039 and encodes 512 amino acids. The transcript is spliced from 3 exons.